Messenger RNA from Gymnogyps californianus (California condor), 1813 nucleotides. It is a transcript of the gene MPL, whose product is annotated as MPL proto-oncogene, thrombopoietin receptor. Gene Ontology annotation, cellular component: external side of plasma membrane. Gene Ontology annotation, molecular function: protein binding; cytokine receptor activity. Gene Ontology annotation, biological process: cytokine-mediated signaling pathway; hemopoiesis; positive regulation of cell population proliferation. The record is from RefSeq and is a predicted model, not a curated record. Lineage: Eukaryota; Metazoa; Chordata; Aves; Accipitriformes; Cathartidae. Bases 2 to 1813 code for a protein of 603 amino acids. The transcript is spliced from 12 exons.
GAUGGCAGCCUGCUUGUGCCAGGGAUGGCUGCUCUCAAUGCUCCCUGCCAUCCUGCUCAGCCUCCGCAGCCCGCCGUCGGCCCCCGAGCCGGUGACAUCCCAAGAUGCUGCGCUGCUGGCGGGGGUGCCCGAGGACAUCCUCUGCUUCUCCCGCUCCUUCGAGGACCUCAUCUGCUUCUGGGAUGAAGAGGAGGAGGAGGCAGCGAGUGGGAUGUGCCACUUCUACUACUGGUACAGCAGGGACGUGCCCACGGUGUGCACGGUCUCCACGUGGCGCCAUGGGGCCGGGGGGAUACGGCACGUCUGCGUCUUCCCCAGCCAGGACGUGCGGCUCUUCACCCAGCUCCACCUCUGCGUCCUGGAUGCCACCACCAACCAGACCAAGUACCAGCGGGAGCUCAGCGUGGAUGCAGUGGGUCUCAUCGCUCCUCCGGUGAACAUCACAGCCCACUGGGCUGGGGCUGCGGGGCAGCUCUACGUGUCGUGGCAGCCGCCACUCGCCGACUACCUGAACUUCUUCCUCUACGAGGUGCAGUGCUGCCCUGCCAGCUCCCCAGAGAUGCCCUGCAGCACCAUGUUGGACCCUGGCGGGCAGCACCCCAGGGACCCCUCCAUCCAUCCAUCCAUCCCCACCCGUGCACCCACAGCCAGGGCAGCUGCAGCCUCCCUGGGAGCGGGGCAGGGGCUGGUCCAGGCCAACACCUGGGUGGUCCUCCGGGACCUGCGGCCAGGGGUGAGGUACCACAUCCAGGUGCGCAGCAAGCCUGACGGCACCUCCAUGGACGGCGUCUGGGGGCCCUGGUCACAGGCAGUGGCUGCGGAGACACCCCGCUCCUCCGGAGACAUUGGGCUGUGCUGCAGCACCCCUGACCUGCGGCACGUGCGCUGCGAGUGGAGCUGGGAUCCCGCAGAGCCCCGCGGCUCCCACCAGCUCUUCUACCGGCCACCUCCGAGCGGGGCCGGCACAAGGGAAGACGCAUGGCAGCGGUGCGAGGAGGUAAGCGUCAGGGCGCAGGACACCCAUGCCUGCACCUUCCAGCCCAGGGCUGGCAGCGCCAUCUCCGUCCUGGUGAACGUCACCCGGCCCCAUGCGCUGUCCACACUCAGCUACUUCAAGGAGCCCUUCUGGCUGCACCAGGCUGUACUCACAGAUGCCCCGCAGCUCGUGCAAGCGACGGUGUCGCAGGGCCGGCUGAGCCUGCAGUGGCUGCCGCCCCUGGAGGCACUGGCAGAGCAGCUGGACUACCAGGUCCGCUAUGCCGUGGAGAACAGCCAUGACUGGAAGGUCCUGCAGGUCCCGCAGGCAGCCAGGAAAGAAGUUCUGGACCUCCGGCCAGGCGCCCGCUACCAUGCCCAGGUGCGGGCCCAGCCCAGCGGGCCAUGGUACCAGGGCAGCUGGAGCGCCUGGUCCAAACCUGUCGUGGUUGACACCAUGGCCGAUGCGGGCUGGAUCAUCCCGAGUGUUACGGUGGUGCCACUGCUCUUCACAGGAGUGCUCCUGGGGCUGCGGUGCACCUUCCCCUCCCUCUACAGCAACGUGAAGCAGAAGCUCUGGCCCCCCGUCCCUGACCUGCACCGCGCACUGGGCAGCUUCCUCCACGAGAGCAGCAAGCACGGCCAGGCCAACGCCUUCUACAAGCAGCCGCCGGAGGAGGCCGUCCUGCCCUGCCUGCUGGAGGUGCUGCCCGGCCCGCGGGGGGAAGCGGGCGCGCCGCCGCGGCCGGAGCACGCUGCCGGCCGGCUGCCCAGCACCGACAUCGCCAACCAGUCCUACUUGCUCAUGAGCGGCUGGGAGCCGCGCGGGCCGCCCUGA